AUGGAUAAAAGGUUGUGGAAACACAUUCAAUUCUGUAAUGAGGUAUGGCUGAUUCCUGUUCCUGUAAAAACCUCUCCAAUCUUUGGCCACGCACUGACGUUGAAGAGAGAUCCACACGAGUUGUUCACUCAGACUAAAGGUUGGGUAGACAAAUGUUAUGCAGAUGGAUUGUUCUCUGUCUGGCUAGGAAGAACUCCUGUUGUUGUCCUUUUUAAACCAGAAUAUGUUGAGAUAUUAUUAGCAAGUCAGAAAAACAUCACUAAAACACCACUUUACAUAUUUCUCCAUUCAUGGCUUGGAACAGGUCUUUUAACCAGCACCGGUAACAAAUGGAAAUCUCGUCGAAGGCUUCUCACUCCAACAUUUCAUUUCAAAAUUCUGAAUGACUUCGUUUCUAUUCACCAAAAACAAUCUGCUAUCCUGGUUGAAUUACUUCAGGAAAAAGCUGAUAAGGGUGAAUUUGAUAUAGCUCCUUACAUCACGCUCUGUGUCUUGGAUAUCAUAUGUGAAACGUCAAUGGGUAUCGACAUCAAAGCUCAAUAUGGCAGUAAUCCAGAAUAUACAAAAGCCGUGUUUAGCACAUGUGAACUUAUUCAAGAACGUCAGAAGUCACCAUGGCUUUGGCCAGAUUUUAUAUAUAACAUAACGUCAUCUGGAAGAAGUUAUCAAAAAGCCUUGAGUGUUCUCCAUGGUUUCACAAACCAGGUGAUUAAUGACCGUAUCGAGCAACGAAAAUUACGGAAAUCAGAGAAUUUCGAUGGUUCUGACGAUAGAGCGAUAUAUUCGUCUAGUAAUCGUCGUAUUCGGGCAUUUUUGGAUCUUUUGUUAGAGGAAUAUGAUCAGGGAAAUAUAACGAAGGAGGGCGUCAGAGAAGAGGUCGAUACAUUCAUGUUUGAGGGUCACGACACAACAGCGGCUUCAUUACAAUGGAUCAUUCAUCUUCUUAGUAUUAAUCCAGAUGUUCAAUCACGCUUGCAACAGGAAGUAGAUAAUUGGUAUGGUAAGUUUUGCUAUUUCUUUCUUCUGGAUGUUUCUGAUAAAACUUUGCUACAAUGUUUGCCUAAGAAUAUCCAGAGUCAACCUCGUACCCAGGGUUUUAUUACCUACGCUCCAUGGGUACGUGAAUCUUUACCGCCGGAUGGAAAAAUUAAACCUGAACAACUGAAGGACUUGAGUUAUCUGGAAUGUGUCGUGAAGGAGGGAUUGCGAUUGUUUCCGUCUGUACCUCUCUUUGGUCGUGAAUUGACGGAGGAAUGUAAAUUCGGUCCAUACCGUGUUCCUGAAGGAUGUAGCAUUAUUGUGGCUUUAAUGGGUUUGCAUCGUAAUCCUGAAGUAUGGGAGAAUCCAGAGACGUUCAAUCCUGACAGAUUUCUUUCAGAAAAUAACGUUGGAAGACAUCCUUUUGCCUAUGUUCCUUUUUCUGCUGGACCAAGAAACUGCAUUGGGCAAAGAUUUGCUAUGAUGGAAGACAAAAUAGUAUUAGCAUCCAUCAUACGUCAUUUUAAUAUCAAGUCGACUCAGUCGUCUGAUGAUAUUAGGAAAAGUGCAGAAAUUAUUCUGAAAUCCACAAGUGGUAUUAUGGUGGAGUUGGAAACAAGAAUUUUUUAAACAUGUUCGAUGCCGCUCUUCUAAAAUUGAAAUUACUGACCUCUACAGACGACCUAGACCCACUGAGCUCUCACGUAACUGGAUUGAUAACUGGUGAUGAACCUGGCUCACAUUUGAAUGUCCACAUCAAACGAUUUCUAUAAAUUUAGGCUGAAAUACCUGACACUCAAA
Messenger RNA from Dendronephthya gigantea, 1779 nucleotides. Its product is annotated as cytochrome P450 4V2-like. Gene Ontology annotation, molecular function: heme binding; iron ion binding; monooxygenase activity. NCBI's taxonomy places the organism in Eukaryota, Metazoa, Cnidaria, Anthozoa, Malacalcyonacea, Nephtheidae. The transcript has 15 exons. The record is from RefSeq and is a predicted model, not a curated record. The coding region runs from base 1 to 1608 and encodes 535 amino acids.